AUGUCCCCACAUCCGGAUGCCGCUCCGAGUCCAGCUCCGAAUCAGCCUCCGAAAACAACUCCGAACACCUCGGCAUCACGCCAGAAACUUGCAAGACGGGCCUGCGACUCAUGCAAGAUCCGGAAAAUUCGAUGUUCAGAGACACCCCCUUGCACGGGGUGUGCAGCCGCGGGGAUAGAGUGUACCUUUAACCGCCUACAAGCUACUCGCGGCCCUCGAGGGCUUCGGGCAAAGACCCUUGACAAGAUUGAGCGGAGACGUCGAGGCAAGGUUGAUGUCAAGUGUAUAGAUCUCAGUGGGGAGAAUGGGGGCAGAGAGAAGCAGACUGAUGAGAUAACCUGCGUGGUUGACGUGCUCGACGUUUACGCUGAACGACUGUUUCCUAUCUGGCCUAUCUGCGAUGCUACUGACCUGCGCAGCAAGAUAAAGGAGAACCCUGACAGAGAUGAUUCAGCAAGGUUCUUAGCCAAUGCUGUGGCCCUUGCUACUAUUGCGCAGCUGAGACUGGAAACUGCAUGGCAGCCCAGUGUGGACAAGGUAGAGACGAGUGGGCUGAAUCAGACGCUCGAUCUCCUUGAUAGCCUUCGCAUCUCAUUCUUUUUACACAUAUACCAUGAGAACGCUUCACCUGGAGGCACCAAGUCGCUUGUGUAUCUGCGCGAGGCCAUAACGCAGGCUCAAAUCCUCCGACUUGAUCGCGAGUCGACCUACGCGUCGCUGUCUGAGGUAGACCAACACGUUUCGCGACGGGUUCUCUGGCUACUCUUUGUUACAGAAAGAGGCGUCGCGCUCCUUCACAAACUACCCAUCGUGUUGAAGCCUAACAUCCUGUUCCCAUGGUUUGGCGGAGCCGACGAUCAGGCCGAGGUCCUACCCGCCUUUCUAAAGCUGGUCCAUCUAUUCUGGGUAUUCGAUCAAUCCGGAAUCUUUGAGAUUCUACGAAAUGCAGACACAGACUCGGACAUUCCCAACAUGGCGUCCGUGGCUCAGAGCUGUCUUGAACUCCUCCAGCAGAAGCUUCUUGACUCGGUCGACAACGACGACUGGGGUCCCGUGAAUCAGGUUCAGCGCGCGGACAUGUUUAUUACUCGGCAGUGGAUGCGUGCUGUUCUUUGGAGGGCGUCUUUGCGCUUUGGGAUUGUCAUUCCGGGCAUGAAUCCGAUUGACAUUGCAAAGGACUUUUUGAGUCUGGUCUCCGAGCUUCCAAAGGCUGCACUUGAGUCUCAUGGGCCAACUUUGGAGUUCAAGACGUUUGAGAUCGCUACAGCGGUGAUUGAUGCAAUGGCCAGCAAUCAUUCAACCAUUCCAAUUGAUCAACCAGGGCCAAUCUUACAUCGCCUGCGAGAUAUUUUGUCCUCUUGUCGAGGAGGCAAUCGAACUCUCUUGUCGCUUCUCACGAUGAAGAUGGACGCCGUUUCUGGAUCUGGGCUUAUGCUUGAGACUCCGAACGACGAUGCGAUUGUCUUCCAGAUGAACACCCAAUCUGGAUUCGACACAGCUGAGCUUUCGGCGAGCCAGUCAAACAUUUCUAUGCCUACGUAUCAAUUCAUGGAGGAGCAGGCUUCUCAGAUUUGUUGGCCACCGCUGGACCUGGGAUAUCUCGUCCGGUCACCGUCUCCCCUCACUCGCAUGCUGCUCGAAUCGAUGCCCAGAGACGGCGGGCUGCGCGAUGACACCUUUCGGAGGAUUUCUUGCGUCAUUUUACCCUGGUCACUCGGUGUGACUCCAUCCCCGCCUUUAUCAUAUUACUCCGAGAAUUUCUCCCACUCUUAUGAUAUUCCUCAUCUAUCGUCAAUAUUCUUCACAAUGGCCUGGGCAGAACCUCGAAACACGGGCAUGAUCUACCGCCGUCUCGGUCGGUCUGGACUUCAUGUUUCUGCCAUUAGUCUUGGUGGUUGGAUGACCUAUGGAGGUUAUGCUCAAGAUGAGCAGGCGUUUGCUUGUAUGAAGAAGGCCUACGAUCUGGGCGUCAACUUCUUCGAUACGGCUGAGAACUAUACUGCCGGCGAGUCAGAGGUUGUCAUGGGCAAGGCCAUCAAGCAUUUUGGGUGGAAGAGAAGUGACCUGGUCAUCAGCACAAAAAUCAAUUGGGGCGCUGUCAAUGGAGAGAUUCUGGUCAACAACCACGGUCUUUCGAGAAAGCACAUCAUCGAGGGCUUGGAGGCUUCACUCUCCCGUCUUCAACUAAAAUACGUCGACGUUGUCUAUGCGCAUCGGCCAGACAGAUUGACCCCUAUGGAAGAGACUGUGAGGGCCUUCAAUUUUGUAAUUGAUCAGGGCAUGGCUCUCUACUGGGGCACCUCUGAAUGGAGCCCCGAUGAGAUUGCAGAGGCUGUUGGCAUUGCCCGCGACUUGAGGAUGAUUGGUCCUAUCGUGGAGCAGCCUCAGUAUAACAUGCUUGUCCGUGACAAGGUUGAGGGCCAGUUCCAGCGUCUGUAUGAGCGUGUCGGCCUCGGCCUCACAACCUUCAGCCCCAUCAAGAUGGGCCUCCUCUCGGGCAAGUACAACGGCGUUGUCGACGGCCAACCGCCUAAGGACUCACGAUUCGGAGCGAGCAAGGACGGUUUUGCCGACUUUAUGCGCGGUCGCAUGGGAAGCGACGACUGGAAGGAGGAGAUUGAAAAGGUGAAGCAACUCAAACCCAUUGCGGAUAAGCUGGGUGUUAGUCAGAGCCAGCUCGCCGUUGCUUGGUGUCUCAAGAACCCCAACGUGAGCAGUGUCAUCACGGGAGCGAGUCGACCGGAGCAGCUGGAGGAGAAUGUGGGAGCUCUCAAGAUUCUUGGAAAGUUGACUCCUGAGAUUCUUGACGAGAUUGAUGCUAUUACAAAGAACAAGGUCAUGCUUGAUCCUGCUAGGCAAAGCUAGAGGAUGAUGAUUAAAUAAAUGCUAAUAAGACCUUUAUAAAACUGCAGCACUUACAGACCCUUU
Fusarium vanettenii 77-13-4 is the source of this 2928-nucleotide messenger RNA. RefSeq lists its product as uncharacterized. Lineage: Eukaryota; Fungi; Ascomycota; Sordariomycetes; Hypocreales; Nectriaceae. Gene Ontology annotation, molecular function: DNA-binding transcription factor activity, RNA polymerase II-specific; zinc ion binding. The coding region runs from base 1 to 2865 and encodes 954 amino acids. The transcript is spliced from 7 exons. Gene Ontology annotation, biological process: regulation of DNA-templated transcription. The record is from RefSeq and is a predicted model, not a curated record.